Messenger RNA from Doryrhamphus excisus (bluestripe pipefish), 4090 nucleotides. It is a transcript of the gene tgfb3, whose product is annotated as transforming growth factor, beta 3. Lineage: Eukaryota; Metazoa; Chordata; Actinopteri; Syngnathiformes; Syngnathidae. Gene Ontology annotation, molecular function: transforming growth factor beta receptor binding; cytokine activity; growth factor activity. The record is from RefSeq and is a predicted model, not a curated record. Gene Ontology annotation, cellular component: extracellular region. Gene Ontology annotation, biological process: transforming growth factor beta receptor signaling pathway; regulation of cell population proliferation.
AAUUUGAAAAUUAAAAAAAAUCAUCCUGUUAAAUACCAAAGUCACCAGCAGUCACAAUUCUGAUUUGCGUCCAAGACAGACGUCACUGUCCGAGCUGGCGCUACACAUAAGCUGGCCCUCCCUCAAAAAACGUCACGAUUGGAGACUAUAAAUGGCGAGGGGGAGAGCUGCGUCCCAUGCAGUGUUGGAGGCUGGGCUGCAAGCCGGUUAGAAGGGCAGAGACUCCCGUCAGUGGAGAGAGACUGAUCCAUCGUGCAGAAGAGACAGUGUGGCAAGUGAGGGAUGCGAUGCCUGUAUGAGUCCAGGUGGAAUGAAGAGUAGGAUAAACCGUUUUGAUGCAGGGUUGAGGUUAUAUUGCGCCAUGGCACGGAUUUGCACUCCUGCAACAAAUGGGCAUUUCGCAAAGAUGACAUAGCACUUGAAAAAAAAAUGGGAUUCCACCAGGAACAGAACUCACUCACAACCUGAAUGAAAAGAGGAAAAGGGAUUCUAUUCACGCCGGAAUUCACUUCGGUCGUUUCAUUCUUAAACCUGACCGGUUGUGAGCAGAGUGAACUAUGAAUCUGGGUAAAGCACUUUUGUUUUUCCUCCUGUCCAACUGCGUGACAAUGAUUUUGUCACUAUCCACUUGCACCACUGUGGACAUUGACCACAUCAAGAAGAAGAGAGUAGAAGCGGUGCGGGGACAGAUUCUCAGUAAACUUCGACUGACCAGUCCGCCUCAGACAACAGGUCCGAGUCAGGUACCGUUCCAGGUUCUGGCCCUUUAUAACAGCACCAAGGAGCUCAUUGAGGAGCUGGGAAGAGACAGGCAGCAAAGCUGUGGGCAGGAUAACACAGAGACUGAAUACUAUGCCAAGGAGAUUUACAAGUUCAACAUGAUCAGUGGUCCUCCGGAAAACAAUGACCUCCCGUACUGCCCAAAGGGAAUCACUUCCAAGGUAUUCCGCUUCAACGUCUCCACCAUGGAGAAGAACUCCACCAACUUGUUCCGGGCAGAGUUUCGAGCUCUGAGGAUCCCCAAUCCCGGUGCCAAGAAAAACGAGCAGAGGAUCGAGCUCUACCAGAUCCUCCAGAAAGAUGACCCCAAAGCCAAACAGCGCUACAUCGGGGGCAAGAACGUCUUGACCAAGGGGAUGCCUGAGUGGGUCUCUUUCGAUGUUACAGAGACAGUGAGGGAGUGGCUCAUGUACAGACAGACCAAUCUUGGCCUGGAGAUCAGCGUGCACUGUCCAUGUCACACCUUCAAGCCCAACGGGGACAUUAUUGAGAAUGUCAACGAGGUGCUAGAGGUCAAGUUUAAAGGUAUGGAGGCAGACUUUGAAGAUCUGAGCCGGACCAAGAAACAAAGGGAGCAGCUGUACCCCCAUCUCAUCCUCAUGAUGCUGCCCCCCCACAGGCUCGACACGCACUCCUCCUCCCGCAGGCGCAAGAGAGCACUUGACACCAAUUACUGCUUCAACAAUUACGAAGAGAACUGCUGUGUACGGCCACUUUAUAUUAAUUUCCGCCAGGACUUGGGCUGGAGGUGGAUCCAUCAGCCUGAGGGCUACUAUGCCAACUUCUGCUCUGGUCCCUGUCCUUACCUACGCAGCGCCGACACCACCCACAGCACACUGCUGAGCCUGUACAACACCUUGAACCCAGAGGCGUCGGCCUCACCCUGCUGUGUCCCCCAAGACUUGGAGCCCCUCACCAUCCUCUACUACGUGGGUCGCUCGCCUAAAGUGGAGCAGCUCUCCAACAUGGUCGUCAAGUCCUGCAAGUGUAGCUAAGAAGCUUCAGGGAUCACAGAGACACUUCCUGCACUACUCAGGAGCGACUCAAAAGGGGUUUUGGGGCAGCGUCCACUGCCUCUUCUUCAGCCUUGUCCAAGCUCCUUAACACUAUUGGAAGCCCCACAGACAAUGACGGCGUCUGGUCAAGUUGACCGAUGACGCCGUCAAAACCCAACUUGACCUCUCAGUGACCGACCGUUCCUUAAUCAUCUUUCUUACCUUCUAUUUCAUAUUCCAGCAUUUUCAACAGCGCGUACCUCAGUCUAUUCUCAUCCUGUUUUGAUCAAAAGAAGAACAGAAUAAAACUUGUCUUGGAAUGACCACUGCAUUCUUAAGGACAUAAUUGCAGUCCAAAAGACGGUGGAAAAAAAACAGAAAAAUGACUGAGAAGAGAGACUGAACUCAGCGUGACAGGACACACAGGACACGUUUGGAUGUCCGAGCUGGAAAGCGAUGCUGUGCUACACUGUGUAUUUAGGAUGAAAUGCUGUUGAAUAAAAAAAGGAUUUUUAGGAAAAUAUGAUAAAAAUGCUGGAAACCAACCUAUUCAAAGUCGUAUUUCAAUGGUGAUGUUAAUACCUCUGCAUUGCAACAGGGAUGAUUUCACUUGAAAGUAAAGCCUGUUUGUUGUAUGAGAACAAGGGAUGGGCAUUGGACUACAUUUCCUUCAGAUUCACUAACAAUUAAGCGAUGAAUUGUUAUUGUUUUUUUUUUUUUAUAUUACAGUAAACCUCGGAUAUAUCGGACUUGGAUAUAUCGGAAAUUCGCUAACAACGGACAGAUAAAAAAAGAACAGAUUUUUCUGUAAUGCAUUUCCAAUAAAAAUUCAUUGCAUAUAUCGGAUUUUUUAUAACGGAUUUUGCCUAUUUCGGACAAAAUCUCCAGUCCCGUUCCAAUGCAUUUCCAUUAAAUUUCCCUCGCAUAUAUCGGAUGGCCGCAUCGUGGCGCUCCGAUUCGCCGAAUCGUGACAGGCCGCUAUACGACGUCAUUUGCAGCGUUUGCAGCGUUGCCUGCGCGUCCAGGUACAUUGGAAACAUAGUCAAGGAAGUGCCUUUUUAUAACGGAUAAAAUCCCAUUUACGCAUAUACCGGAUAUAAAUCCGAUAUAUGCGUAAAACGGACAUUUUCCGGUAUACGCAUAUAACGGAUUUCGCUUAUAUCGGACAAAACCAGUGGGAACAAUUGAAUCCGAUAUAUCCGAGGUUUACUGUAUUUUCAAAAAAUGGGAGAAUCAUUCUCGGAAUGUUCUGAACCCCUGUUUCCAUGCCAUAGCAUGAAUGGAACUCAACAUCAAGUCACUCCUUACAAUGAUUCCCUAAAUUCCUGAAGCUCGGUUAAUGGAUUUUUAUGCCCAUCCUGAAUGAGAGCAUGCAAGUGAACACUAAUUAAUUGUAAAUUAUGUUCUUAUUACUCUUGGAAACACCUUUUUAAUUAAAUGACAGUUGGGUAGAGUUGUUUAGUAGUGUUGGAAAUGUUGUGUUGUUUUGUUUUUUUUAUAGAGCACUUUAUGGAGUACUUUCAAAAGGUAUAAUAGAGUCAAUUCAGAUGACCGUAAAGAAGAACUCCACAUUUUUCACUAUUUACUGCAUGUCCAGUGUACAUUUGUAUACGAUCGCCAUGUAUUACAGUGUCUCAAUUUGCUACAACCUCAAUAAUUCCAAAAAAUAGUUAACAUUGCCAUGCACCAGAGUUGUAAACAUUCAGGGAUUGUCAGUAAACUAAACUGCAGUACUGCAGUACAAAUACAAAUACACAUUGAUAUGGAGUGUGGUAAUAAAGCAUGCACUGGCGUAAAAGUACACAACAUGACAUUUUACACGACGACCGUGCAUUUUCAAUGUUCAAAUCCUAAAAGUUGGAUAUGACAAUGUGUGCAAAAGUUAUCACCAGGAGAUAUCACAACGACAUGCGUGGAAUUCAAGUAUUUCAUUCAACGUGAUCACGAACAUAUACUGAAUCUAUGACUACACAACAAAAAAGGUUUUAUUAACAACACACCCUGAGUUUACUUGUUAUACACUCACAAAAGUGAGCACACUCCUCACAUUUCAGCAACCCGUUUUAAUCUAAAUGAAACAUGAAUAUUAUUAUUAAUAUUAAUUACUGUAGUCUACUACUAUUCAUUCAAUCCAUAUCAAUUGCUGCCAAUGGAAUUAGCGAAAUAAUUAUGUCUUGCCUACAAUCAAGCAUGGCAGUCGCAGUGUCAUGGUCUGGGGCCGUAUGAAUCCUGACGGCACUGGGGAGCUGAGGUUCAUUGACAUAUUCAUUCAUUCAUACUAGGGUCACGGGGGGUGCUGGAGCCUAUCCCAGCUG